Molecule: messenger RNA, 2639 nt
Organism: Diabrotica balteata
Lineage: Eukaryota; Metazoa; Arthropoda; Insecta; Coleoptera; Chrysomelidae
Source: the annotation of a GenBank genome assembly
UGUGACUGUGACACAUGUAUCGUAAAUAUGAAUAUGUGAUGUGUUGAUUUUAGGUUUGAUUUGGAAUUGAAUAAUAAAAUGUAUAAAGUUAUGACUGUGCCGCUGUAAAAAUUUAAACAAAAAUGGAAUAUUUUAGAAGUGGACUUAAAUCUGUCUUAGGUACAACAACACCCGGAAAUCAGCCCACAGAUGCAGAAAUAGUUGAAAGAUUAUUUAGUCGAGUUAGUACGUCUACAUUAUUAGAAGAUAGAAGAGAUGCUUGUAGAGCUAUUAAAGCCCUUUCCAAGAAAAAUAGACUGGAAGUUGGGGCUCAGGGUCUAGACAUAUUGAGACAAGUAUUAGAACUGGACAGGAGUGACUGUGAAAUAGUAGGAUACUGUUUGGAUACCUUAUGCAAUAUAACGUCAAAAGAAACAUUUGAAGAGGAAAAUGAAAACCUAAAUAGACAAAUUAAUGUAGGAGAACAAUUUACAGAAAUGUUCCUUAAAAAUCCUGAAAAUGUGACAUUAAUUUUAGGAUUUAUGGAAGAAUACGAUUUUAGGGUAAGAUGGCCAGCUGUAAGAUUAAUGACAUCCUUAGUAGCAUCGAAACCAAAAGAUGUCCAGGAUAUCAUACUAGUCAGCCCCAUGGGUGUGUCAAAGCUAAUGGAUUUGUUGUUAGAGAAUCGGGAGGUUAUUAGAAAUGAUGCAUUGUUGUUGUUAAUUAAUUUAACCAAAUCUAAUGCCAAUAUGCAAAAAAUAGUUGCAUUUGAAAAUGCAUUUGAUAGACUUUUUGAUAUAAUAAGAGGUGAAGGUUGGACUGAUGGAGGUAUUGUAGUAGAAGAUGGGCUACUACUAAUGCUGAAUCUUUUAAGAAAUAAUAAUAGUAACAUCAACUUCUUCCAAGAAGGUUCUUAUCUACAAAGAAUUGCACCCAUGUUUGAGUUGCCUCCAAAUUUGGAGGAAAUUGGCUGGACUCCACAAAAAGUGUCUAAUUUUCUUUGUGUCCUGCAAUUGGUGCGCACUGUUGUAUCUCCAAAUAAUUCUGCACAAAUUAUCACUGCUUGUCAGAAAACUUUAAGAAACACUAAUUUAUUAGAAGCUUUGUGCAACAUUUUAAUGGCAAAUGGAGUACCUGCGGAUAUCCUUACAGAAACUAUCAACACAGUAGGAGAAGUAAUCAGAGGAAAUUUAACAAAUCAAGAAUACUUCACAAACGUAUUAGCACCCUCGAAUCCGCCUCGCCCAGCCAUAGUAGUUCUAUUAAUGUCCAUGGUCAAUGAGAAGCAGCCUUUUACCCUAAGAUGUGCGGUGCUAUAUUGCUUUGAAUGUUUUUUGUUUAAGAAUGAGAUUGGACAAGAAUUAGUGGUUCAAACUUUGCUGCCUAGCAACACUGCAGCUUCUAAUCUUAGUAUGGGACAAAUAUUGUGUAGUGGUUUAUUCAGUAAGGAUCAUUUGAGUAAUUGGUUUUCAGCUGUGGCCUUGUCUCACUGCCUCAUCGAAAAUCCAGCUCAGAAAGAACAGUUACUCAGGGUUUUAUUAGCUACUAGUUUAGGAUCUCAGCCUGUUAGUUUACUUCACCAAUGUGCAGUAUAUCUACAACAUACGAGUAAAUUACAAGCAAAACUUGGAGUGUUAAUGCUGUUAGCACAGUGGAUGUCACAUUCGUCAGAAGCUGUUAAAAUCUUUUUAAAUGUUCCUGGAUCGAUGGCCUACCUGACUGCGCAAACGUCUGCUAGCGAGUUUGAUAAUAACGAAGAACUCCUCCAGGGCCUUUGUGCAUUCCUGAUGGGCUUGUGUGUCCUAUAUAACGACAAUUCAGUACAAAAUUACUCGAAGGAAAACUUAAGUCAGCUAGUAGAGAAACGUGUCGGAAUUGAUACAUACUGCAAAAAAUUGGUCGAAAUAUCCAGACACGAAGUAUACGCCAAGGCAGCCAAGCAACCCCAAAUUAAAGCUAAACAUUCCAGCGAACUUUUAUUGGAGUUCGAAUUUUGCAAAUUAUUAAAAUCUCUGGAAGGAGUUAUUAUCCAAGCCUUAGGAGUUCAGCGAGAUCUUUCCAAUGGUAUGUCAGAGUUGAGCCUGAAUGAGCACGAGAAUGCGUUGUUGCUGCAAUAUAAAGAGCUCAUUCGGGAUCAGGACAAGAAAUUACAAGAGAGUCAGAAGACCAUUAAUAAUUUGCAGAAGUCAAUUCAAGAUCUAGAGGCACAAAUAAAAGAAUUGCACGAAACCAGCACCCAAUUGACUGACCAAAACACACUAUUGAAAGCUCAACUCGCAGUUAACCCUAGUAGUAAAUCAAGUCUCGAAACUAAUGAAAUACCGCCACCAGCUCCCGAUGUUCACCUUUUAGAAAAAAUUAAGAAACUCGAAGCCGAAAACGCCGAAAAAGAUGAAGAACUCGAACGAGUCAGAAAGGACCAGGACGAUUUGUUAGAAGUUUUGACAGACCAGGAUUUGAAAUUGAACAGUUUUAAGCAGCGAUUAAGAGAAUUAGGAGAGACUGUAGAAGAUCCAGAUUCAGAUAAUAAUUCAGAAAAUGAAAAUGAGUCGUGAUUUUUUAUAUUAUUUAUAUUUUUUAAUGAACUGUAUAUUAAAAACAAAUUUAAAUAUUUCGGAUGUUAUAUUCCAAAAAGUAAUAUAUUUAUUCGGAAACGAUAA